UUCCGUCCCUUACGUCACCUUCCCUCCCUCAAUUCCCUGCUUCUAGUUUGUGCUUUUUUCUUUUUUUUGAGUUUAAUCUUCCGGGGCUCCCGCGUGUAGCGCGGAGACGGAGAGAUGGAGGAGCAAAAAGAAAACGUGCCGCAGCAGGAGCGGCCCGCAGAAGACGAGGAAGAAAAAGCCGAAGGUCGCGGCGCGCUGCCUUUUAACCAGAGUAAGCAGCGCUGUAGAUUUGAUUACCAAGAUGACAGCAAAAACAAAUCAAUGUGCAGUUCAAGUGACUUCAGUGACCCAGUUUACAAAGAGAUUUCUCUGACAAACGGCCAUAUUAAUAGAAUGAGCAGAGAUGAGCUAAGAGCAAAACUUGCUGAAUUCAAGCUUGACACUAGAGGAGUGAAAGAUGUAUUGAAAAAGAGGCUGAAAAACCACUAUAAGAAGGAAAAGUUAAUGCACAAACAGCCUGCAAGUGCAGAUAAUUACUAUGAUUACAUCUGUGUUAUUGACUUUGAAGCAACUUGUGAAGAAGGAAAUCAGCCUGAAUUUCCACAUGAAAUCAUUGAAUUUCCUAUUGUCUUAUUAAAUACUAGGACAUUAGAAAUAGAGGACACAUUUCAACAAUAUGUGAAACCAGAGAUAAAUCCUCAGCUUUCAGAUUUCUGCAUUAAUCUGACAGGCAUCUCCCAGGAUCUUGUAGACAAAGCAGUUGAAUUUCCAAAUGUUCUGCAAAAUGCUGUCGAUUGGAUGAAACAGAAGGAAUUAGGAAGUAGAUAUAGCUAUUCCAUAUUAACUGAUGGGUCCUGGGAUAUGAGUAAGUUUUUAAAUAUCCAGUGUCGUAUUAGCCGUCUGAAAUACCCUUCUUUUGCUAAGAAGUGGAUCAAUAUUCGCAAAUCCUAUGGAAACUUCUACAAGGUGCCCAGAAGCCAAACUAAACUAUCAACUAUGCUUGAAAAGCUUGGAAUGGAUUACGAUGGACGACCUCACAGUGGGCUUGAUGACUCUAAGAAUAUUGCACGGAUAGCAAUUCGCAUGCUUCAGGAUGGAUGUGAGCUCCGGGUGAAUGAGAAAUUACAUGGUGGGCUGCUGCUGACGGUCUCUUCCUCUGCACCACUAGAAGGAGCUCCCGCACCACAAAUGCCAAGCUGUCAAAGGGAGCAGUGAAGUGCUGUGGGAAACAUACCGACAAGGCAAGCCUGCACAUAAGCACACUUACGCACCAUUGCCAGGGGUCAAUUGCCUAGGUGUCAAAAUGCUGUUUAGGGGAAAAAACAGGAAAAGAAGGUACAACCUAAAAGGAGUGAGGGGCAGGGGGAGACCUGCAUCUGCCCCUUGUCAAUGGGAUCCUCUCAUUGAUCUGAGAGUUCUUAAUCGCCACCUUUUCAAUAUUUCCUGCGCCUCUGUCUACUCCAGAAAAGGAAGAUAUUAACUCCCCAUUCCCCUUCUUUCAGAGUGCUUACAUCUGCAGUUGUGUAGUUCUUCCACUAUGAAUUCACAGGUAUUCUACACCAGUAGUUGCUGAUCCUUUCCUUUCAGGGAACACAUACACCACCGCUUACUGCAGAAUUUCCAAGUGCUGUCAUAGGAUUCUGAGGUACUCACAGGAUGAGGUAGUAGUUAGAGGGGCGUAGUGGUUAGAGUGUUGGACUGGCCCAAGAGGAUUGGAUGCAAAUCCUGACUUAGUCAUGAGACCCAUACAGUUAAAUGAAGUAAUUCUAUGAAUGACACGUCUCAGCAUGUAAUCUGAAAUCCAUCCUGAAUUCCCUAAGAUGAAGAUGGGUACUGCUGGGCAAUCAUAUUUAUUCAUUACACUGUAUCAGGGAAACUGGUCUGCCACUGCUGAAAGCAUUCCUUUAUGCAGCACAUGGAAUUCACUGCCACAAAAUGCAGUCAUAGCCACUAGCUAAUGGCUUUUAAAGGGGGUGACAGGGAUUGGUGAUAGAGGAUAUAUUUAUCAACAGGUAUUAGCCAUGCAUUUCAAGUGGGGAUCUACCAGCAAGCCUUCCAGGAUUCUCCAUUCCAUUCUCUCACCCUUGUUUUCUGUCCUUCCCCUCCUGCAGAUGGUCUGCAUCCCAUACCCAAUGAACAUGAUCAGUCCUCAGUUUUGGGGGGUUUUUUUCCUCCCUAGAAUUUAUUCCCAAAAUAUUUUUUGUUACCUCUCAUUUAUUUGUGGAUGGAUGGAUGAGGAUUCACAUGCAGAUAAUGUAUUGUUAAUAUAUAGUCCUGAUGGUGGACUUUCAGAUGUAUCUGAUUAGAAGCAAAAGCUGAAGGAAGCAAAAGCUAAAGCAGACUGACUUUCAGUUUGAUCAGACUGGGCUUCUCUUAUGUUCUGGCAUUGUCCUCAUGUUGCAGCACCACAGAUCUCCUCCUCUAUAGUGCAUUCUUAAAUGGACGGUACUUUUUUAAAAAGCUUGAAACAUGGUAGCACACAUGGUUACAGAAAAAUGCUGUCAACUGAAAAGAUAUCCUCAAAUUCUCGUGCAGAGGGUGAGCACAAGGUUAUCAAACAUCUGUAAACAAAACAAGAUUGCCAGGGAUCACCUGCCUGCUGAAUGUAUUAUGGGAUGAAGGCUAAAAAAAGAACAGCUGCCCCAGGGUAGCCUUGAUUCAGUUCAUUGCAAAAUCCUUAUCUAGGGGGAGGAUCCAGACAAAGUUAAGUAUAUUUAAGGCCUUUCAAUUUCAGUGAAAGAGCUUUAAGCAGGUGUCUCAAUCUCCCAUUGAAACCAAUGGAAUGUAAAGUUGCUUAACUUUGGCUGGACUGUGCACUGAAUUUCCAAAAAAUUCUGUGAACAGUCACAUUGGAAGCAUUACCGAUGUGACAGUCUGAAUACAGAACCCCAUCCGUGUAGCAGUGCUCAUGUGCAGCAUGUGGCUGGAUGCACUGGUAACAUCAGUUGCUACACUUACUAGUUGAUCACAGCUAUAGCAAACCAAGGCCAUUAUGUCAAUCUGUUUUCUAAUGCAUCCUCCUUCAGUAGAUUUUUGAGAUAUUUCCACCAACUCCUUUAAAGCCCACAAGUGUGGUUGCUGUUAGGCUCAUUUUGUCUUUUACCUGAUUUAUUUACUUUACCAUUCCUGUAACAAAGUCCCAGCUAGAUUACUCAAUAGCCAGUGCAGGCAAACAAGUCCAGUGAAUACUGUGUCCUGACCUCUAUUACAAAAUUAAAAGUCUCAUUAACAACUGCUAAUACAGAGAACUGUGUAAUUUUAAUGAUUAAAAACCAAGGGCAUGAUUUAGUCAAAGUUGAGCUCUUUUCAAUAUAACUAAUUUCAAUGGAAUUAAGUUUAAUUCCCACCCCAUGAACUUGCAAAAUGCUUAACUUUGCAAAGACUAUGGCACAAGUUGGCUGUGAUUAAUUCAGGGAAGAGAGCCUGAAAUCACUGUAGGAAAACAAGAGAAUUUAAUUUCCUUUUCAGUUCUAGACAUUAGGGAAAUGGCAGAAAAUAAAACAGC
Messenger RNA from Varanus komodoensis (Komodo dragon), 3445 nucleotides. RefSeq names its product exoribonuclease 1 (gene ERI1). Lineage: Eukaryota; Metazoa; Chordata; Lepidosauria; Squamata; Varanidae. Gene Ontology annotation, biological process: exonucleolytic trimming to generate mature 3'-end of 5.8S rRNA from tricistronic rRNA transcript (SSU-rRNA, 5.8S rRNA, LSU-rRNA). The record is from RefSeq and is a predicted model, not a curated record. Gene Ontology annotation, molecular function: 3'-5'-RNA exonuclease activity; nucleic acid binding. Gene Ontology annotation, cellular component: nucleolus; cytoplasm. Bases 115 to 1155 code for a protein of 346 amino acids. The transcript is spliced from 8 exons.